Leishmania major strain Friedlin is the source of this 816-nucleotide messenger RNA. RefSeq lists its product as hypothetical. NCBI's taxonomy places the organism in Eukaryota, Euglenozoa, Kinetoplastea, Trypanosomatida, Trypanosomatidae. The record is from RefSeq and is a predicted model, not a curated record. The coding region runs from base 1 to 816 and encodes 271 amino acids. The transcript has a single exon.
AUGAGUCAUUCUACCCAGGUAGACAAUGACGCAGGGUCGCUAGGGCGCCACGGUGCGGAUGCGUACCCGUGCAACAGCGAGGAGUCGGAGUUUGACGAAGGAGACUGGGAGGAGGGAGAGGAGCAGGAGGAAGAGGAAGAAAGCGAUCGCUGCUCCAGCGACUCUUUUGGCGGAGACGAGGACGCCGACGACCAGGAGGCGGAGGAGGAGUUGGAGAGAGAGGAGCAGGAGGAAUACGAUCACGGUAGCAGCGACGUUCUGGAGGAUGACGCCAAGACAGAGCCGCCAGUUGCUGCCGCCACCGGCAGCAGCGGCACCUUCGCCGCCGCGUCGCCCUCCGCGGCUGCGUCGCUAAGUGGAGGAAGUGGGGGCAGCGCGUUCGGCGCUCUCGCUGCUUCUGUCGAAGCGUCUCCGUCAGCACCGCUACCAACUGCGCCUUCGGUUUUCGCAUCUUCUCCCUUGGCAUCGGCGGCGCCGCCUCAGCCGUUUUCGGCAAGGAUGGCACCCGCCUUUGCCAGCCACACUACGCUUCAAGAGCAGCGGCCGUUGAACACUGCCCUAGCUUCCCCUUUCCAGCCCACUGCCGCUGCAUCAGCUGCAGCCACACAGCAGCAGCUAGGCACGACUACGGCUCCCCUUCACUUUGUGGACUUCGAACGGUCGCUUGGACAGAAGUUGUCGAGCAGCGAAUGGCACCGCGCUCACAGUAAGGCUGAUGAGGUGCAGGACGUGAAGCGCGCCCUUGCGCGGUACAACCUGGUGCUGCCAACAGAUAAAUUUGACGAGGCGAUCGAGAAAGCACUGUAUGGAAGCUGA